AUGGAUAAUUUCAAGAAAGUAUUGGAGAAGGGGAACUUGUCAGACUUAAAGUGGGUGGGCAGCAAGUUUACAUGGAGCAGCAGACAUGAGGAUGCUUCAUUCAUGAAAGAAAAGCUUGACAGAGUAGUAGCAAAUCCAUCUUGGGUCCAGUUGUUUAAGGAAUAUUGGGUGGAAGUGUUAACAGGCAGGAGCUCAGAUCAUAGGCCAAUCCUGCUGACUAUGAACAAAAGGGACAGAUUCACAAGGAAGGUUGGUAGAAUAUUUAGAUAUGAAGCUAGUUGGAAUAAGGAGGAGGGAUGUGAGGAAGGCAUCCAAGAGGCUUGGAGGAUUAAUGAAGGAAGGAGAGGUUCACAAAUCCCAAUAACAAAUCAACUUGAAAGGUGUAGAGGGGCAGUUCUGGGAUGGAGUAAGCAGUUCAAACAAGACAGGAAUCAAGAAAUAAAGUUAAAAACUAAGGUACUGAAAAGGCUGAAAGAUGAAGAGAGCUGUCUUAAUGCAGCUGAAAUAAAGAAGUUACGGAAGGAAGUUGGAACUUUGCUCGAAAAUGAGGAUAUCAAGUGGAAACAAAGGGCUAAAAGAAAUUGGUAUGCUAAGGGGGACAGAAACACAAAGUAUUUUCACGCUUGUGCAAACCAAAUGAGGCAAAAGAACACAAUUAAACUGAUUGAAGAUGGGCAAGGGAGAAGCUACAAAGACCAGGAGGGCAUUGAGGGAGCUUUCAAAGGAUAUUUUGAGAGCUUGUUCAAUUCAACUUAG
This is a messenger RNA of Juglans microcarpa x Juglans regia, 756 nucleotides long. RefSeq lists its product as uncharacterized. The record is from RefSeq and is a predicted model, not a curated record. The transcript has a single exon. The coding region runs from base 1 to 756 and encodes 251 amino acids. NCBI's taxonomy places the organism in Eukaryota, Viridiplantae, Streptophyta, Magnoliopsida, Fagales, Juglandaceae.